AUGAAGCAAGGUUGGUUAGUGAAAGAGGGCGGAGGGUGGAAAAGUUGGAAACGACGGUGGUUUGCGCUUAAUGGCAAUUCAUUGAUGUACUAUAAAGACCAACUCAUGAUGAAAAAGAUGGGUGAGAUUGACAUCUCAUUAGCCUUCUCAAUCACCCCAAAUGACGAAACGAAGAUAAAGCAUUAUCAAAACUUGUUUUUAAUAAGGACUCCGUCGCGUGUGUAUAACAUCUCCGCAACAUCCGAACAAGACAGAGAAGAGUGGAUCAAUGUUCUUACGCAGUGCACCAAAUCCGUGACUGAGCAACUUGUUGUUGAAAAGGAGCAACCCAUUACAAUGAAUGAUUUUGAUAUAGUUACUUUACUAGGAAAAGGUGCUUUUGGGAAGGUCUUACUUGUGAAGUACAAGAGGACUGGGGAGAUGUUUGCGUUGAAAAUGGUCGAAAAGAAAAAGGUCAUUGAAAUGGAUGAACUCGAACAUACGAUGACGGAAAGAAACAUACUGAUGAAGGUCAAACACCCAUUUCUUGUGAAUUUAUAUUACUCCUUUCAGACCACAACUCAUUUGCAUUACGUGAUUGAUUACUGUCCGGGAGGAGAGAUGUAUUUCCGACUGACGUUAGAAAAGUCGUUUUCGGAGGAGCGAACACAAUUCUACAUUGCUCAAAUCAUCUUGGCGAUUGAAUGCUUACACCAGUUGAAUGUGAUAUAUCGUGAUAUUAAGCUCGAGAACGUUUUGAUGUGCGAAGAUGGGUAUUUGAAGUUAACAGAUUUUGGGUUGUCGAAGGAAAACGUGAAGUCAGAUGACCGCUCUGAGACGUUUUGUGGAACACCAGAAUACUUAUCACCGGAAGUUGUCUUAGCGCAACCAUACACAAACGUUAUCGAUUGGUGGGGAAUUGGUAUCAUGACGUUUGAAAUGUUACACGGCCAAGCUCCUUUUGUGAGUGAUAACAUUCAACAAUUGUAUCAACGCAUUCUUAACGCAGAUGUUGCAUUCCCAAGUUCUUCCAUAGCAAGCCCUCCAUGUCGAGACUUCAUUAAUAAGAUGUUACAAAAGAAGAUCGAAGAUAGACUCAAUACUCCCGAGAAAAUCAAGUCACAUAUGUGGUGGAAUGGGUUCAAUUGGGACGAUUUGUAUCAGAAGAAAAUACAGGCGUCCUUUAAGCCAGACCUCACUAACAAAGAGAACAACUUCGACCAAGAAACUCUAGACGAACACUUCGACUUACAGGAGGAAAUUAACUCGUCGAAAGACCCAAACGUGGACCAGACUGCCUUCGGAGAAUUUACUUUCAAAAGAAGCUAA
This is a messenger RNA of Entamoeba invadens IP1, 1308 nucleotides long. RefSeq lists its product as hypothetical. NCBI's taxonomy places the organism in Eukaryota, Evosea, Mastigamoebida, Endamoebidae. Bases 1 to 1308 code for a protein of 435 amino acids. The record is from RefSeq and is a predicted model, not a curated record. Gene Ontology annotation, molecular function: ATP binding; protein serine/threonine kinase activity. The transcript has 3 exons. Gene Ontology annotation, biological process: protein phosphorylation.